Pomacea canaliculata is the source of this 3520-nucleotide messenger RNA. RefSeq lists its product as uncharacterized. Bases 1779 to 2687 code for a protein of 302 amino acids. NCBI's taxonomy places the organism in Eukaryota, Metazoa, Mollusca, Gastropoda, Architaenioglossa, Ampullariidae. The transcript is spliced from 11 exons. The record is from RefSeq and is a predicted model, not a curated record.
GUCAAGUGCACGCUUGUCCUAUCCAGCCCCAUUUGCGCUUUUUGAUGUCUUGGCUAGUAGCAUUCUGGUUGGUUCUUUUCCACAGCUGUAGGAGAUCUUUUCAGGCCAUCUUAUUCCCAGAAUAUGACAUAGGCAUCAGUUGGCAAAGACAGCAUACUGUUUUACAUCACAAUUAAUUCCAGUGUUAAGAAUUAACAAAAACAAUAUCAAAACAUCAUAUCCAUAUCAACCAAAGAGAUUCAUGCAUUCAUUUUGCAGACAGCUGCAUUCAUUUCCACACAGUAACAUUUAGAAGUUGCAUGGCUGAAACAACAAAGGACAGCCUCAGUCUAUUAGCCCUGCAUGUGGGUACACAGAAUCAGUGGCCAGAUGGGAGUCGGAAUAUUUUCCUGACAUGACAUGCCUGUCAUCACGAAGGAUUUUAGACACUUUCAGAAAUGUCUACCUGUUAUACAGAGUCCAAAGAGCUCUUUGGGCUGUCCCAGUGACUUUGGAGCAGGUAGAUACAACACGAUGUACAUUGCUUUGGUCAUUCACUGAUAAACUGUUGAGUAAACCAAGAGCUGUGUCAAAAACCACUUUCUCCUGCAUCUUACAGAGAAAAGGCAAGUUUUAAACUGGUCAGUAGUUAAUGAACACAUUGACGUCAAGCACGAAAUUCCAUUGAGUGCAUUUUUAUAAUCAAGCCGAUCAUAAAAUUAUGAGAAAAAGUUAGAGGCUCUAGACUUGUUGCUGAUGCUGAUGAAGAGCAAGUGCAUCGAAUAACAUGGAGCCCAAAAGAAAGAACCUUAUACAAAUCUUGAAGAUACUUUGACAUAUGGUUUCUUGUGGCCGCUACCUCCCACAAAGUAUGCAGAACAAAGGCAAUGUUUUACGGGGAAAUAAUUUUUAACAGGUCUUAUCAGCUCAUUCCACACAUUUGCCAGUUGUAACGGGAUGAAACUUCCCAGCAGUACUAAACGUCUCGGUAUAGUCUGCGCAUGUUACUGAUAGUGAAUGAAAUUGUAAAACGCAUGUUGAUGCCUAAUGAUAACUCAUGUUACAUGCUAGAGCUGCUUGACAAUGGGAAAGUAAACUAAGAAUUUGGAAUUCCAUCUGAAAUAUGGCUUUAUUGCUGAAUCUGGGUAAAUAAGGGCACCACAUCAAAUAUUUUCCACUUGGCUCUUGCUAGAAAUAAAACAACAUUGUAAAAGCAAAAUUAUACAAGCAUAUUUUGAAAAUAUCAGCGUACUAUUCGAAGGCACAGCAGCGAAACCAAACGUCUCGUCAUGAAGCGAAGAAAAAUAAAGCCUAUCGGUCAAGUGAAUCUUCGAUUGGUAGUUUACUUGAAAUUAAAGGACGAAACAUUACAGGACAUACGAAAUAAAAUAACAUUGCAAAAGCAAAAUUAUGCAACUCACAAUAUGCUUUGAGCUGGUUUUGAUAAAUAAACCCAAGAAAAUGUUUACUAAUCCAUCGGAAGUUUGAACCGAGACGUUUAGUACUGCUAGGAAGUUUCAUCCUGUUACACCAGUCAGAUCUGCCGGAAAUCGAUGGAUGGAAAUAUUAUCACUGUUGUGACAAACAGCAGUAGUAGGCUCUGUUUUUGUUUAUUGGUGUUUUUUUUUUUUUUAAUUUGUCAACUCAUCUUUACAGACAACGUCCAAACGCCGUUCUGCCCAGAAGUUGCAAACAAAUCGCCACCAGAGACUCCGUCUCCACGCACGAAAGAUGAAAAGGGGUAGUAACUGCGUCAAACAGGAACCCCCGAUUAGGGAACAGUAGUGCUUUUCAGGAAUAUGAAAUUGUCUGUCUACAACGAAAUUGUUGAAAUUUUGCCUAAAUAUCGCAGCAGGCGACAGCUUCAUCAACUGACGAAGAUGUUUCCUGGAAUCUGUUACUGCAGGAUUUCGUUAGGUACAAUAGGAAGUAUUUUCUCCCAGGAAUAUCAGAAAAAAAUGAAGAGGACACACUACAAACAUAAGCCCUUCCAUGUACAAAAGCAAUAUUAUGAACAGUUUUGUGCAAAAGCAAAAAAAGACAAGCACAUCAUUAUCAGCAUGGCUAAUAAGAUGGAUCUCUCUCCAUGUAUGCUGGCCAGGAUCAUUCUUGAACAGCAUCUACUUCAUUCUGGUUCUCUUUCUGCUAGUGGUGAUGGAAUGCAACAUUCAAGCCGUAAUAUAUCUUCUUUACUACGCAACCCACAUGAAAUUCCAGACCCUGACUUAGCAGUGGAGAUCCAAGAGUGUGUUGUGGCUGAUGAGCAUUAUGGCCCCAUUGUGGACAGCAUCAAGAGGUCUAUUGGCGUUGAAUAUGAGAAAAAAUUGAAAGAAUGGUGCCACAAAAAUGGAGUGGACUUCCUAGGGGAGGAUCAGAUGCGUUGGAAGGGCUAUGAUAAAACACCUGACAUCAAGCUUGAAGUGCCUAUAGCAGUGGAUGGGCAUGUUAUCAACUGGAUUGAAAGCAAGGCAUCCUUUGGGGAUGAAGACUGUCAUGAGGCUUACCUGCAGGAUCAGUUCUGGAGUUAUUGGAACAGCAGAAAACAAGGUAUCAGCAAAAUGGCCAGCAGUUGUGAGUCAGAUGCAAAGUGUAUAAAUCUUGCUGGUAUGAACCUGCUGCACUGUCUAGAGGAAGCAAAGACAAUGCUUCUCAGAACAAUGUUGCAGAACAAGACACAGUUGAUUGUCAACCUAUUGCGGAGCUGGUAAGUAGUGGAUUGGAAUUAUUGGAUUUGAAAUUGGAUCAGUUUACCAAUGUGGCAGAUACUUUGAAAGUUAUAUUUUAGUGUCUGUAAUCUCAUAAAUACAUGUUUUAAGGCUUAUAGGCCAGGAACACAAAAUUUGGAAGUACAUGUUGUUGCCAAGGCUUCACCUUUGGUAGCAUGAUCAUAUCCUGCAGUUAGUGGAUCUGGUAUGUUAAGAAAUCUAGUAGGAAGGAAACCAUUAAUUACAGUUAAAACAAUGAAAGUUUAGUCUUUGUUACUCCUCCGAGCGCUCUGGGCCACCCUACACUCUUUAAUAAACCAUGGGACACGGGGACGGCUAUUACGAUGCCUUCACGCAGGAAUUGUCUCCAAAGCGAUUUCAUUUAAAAUUGAGGUGAAAAGCUUAGCAGGAUGCAACCUGGGACCAUUGCCAAGAUCUUCUACCUCGAAAUUAUAACUCGAACUUUGGAGGAGGCGGGUGGAGCAGAGGGUCUGAUAGGCAGGCCAAUCUACCUUAGUCAGAUUCCACCCACCAUUUUAAAGAUCAUUGUCCUGCUCCAGGUUAGUUAAAAAUUGUAACAUUAUAGGACAGUGAUCGCUGCAGCACAGGUCGUCAUGUACAGCCCAGUUAAAAUCUAAUAAUAGUGCUGAUCUGACCACUGAUAAAUCGACUGCUGACACUGUGCUACUGUAUGGAUGACAAAAGGUGUUAAAGUUUAGUUAGUUUAUUCCUUGUUGCUCCUCUGAGGAGUAUAGGGCCGCAACAACACCUCGCCAGAGGAUCAGGUUUUGGGCAGCCCCCUUAAGUUGGGCCCAUGUGGUUCCGACGUCCUUUGC